CCUGGCUGGCCAGGUAUGUGUUUCCCCCCCAUAGACUGCCUUUGGACCCUGAGCUCAUUCUCAUAAACUGUACAUCUGUGCAUUGCUGAAAGAACUCUGUGCAUCCCCUGUAAUAUGUCUGAAGUCUCUGGUCAUCUCCAGUAGUGUGUCUGCAGUCAUCUCCUGUACUAUGUCCGCAGUCUCUGGUCAUCUCCUGUCGGGGGUCUGACGCCGCGAUCGUCACAUCCUGUACUAUGUCUGUAGUCUCUGGUCAUCUCCUGUACUAUGUCCGCAGUCUCUGGUCAUCUCCUGUACUAUGUCCGUAGUCUCUGGUCAUCUCCUGUACUGUGUCCGCAGUCUCUGGUCAUCUCUUGUACUAUGUCUGUAGUCUCUGGUCAUCUCCUGUACUAUGUCUGCAGUCUCUGGUCAUCUCCUGUACUAUGUCUGCAGUCUCUGGUCAUUUCCUGUACUAUGUCUGUUGUCUCUAGUCAUCUCCUGUACUAUGUCUGUAGUCUUGGUUCAGAAUAUUUUUUUUCUUGUUUUCCUCCUCUA
Messenger RNA from Staurois parvus, 531 nucleotides. Lineage: Eukaryota; Metazoa; Chordata; Amphibia; Anura; Ranidae. The record is from the annotation of a GenBank genome assembly.